AUGAUUGUAGCAACUUUAGACAUUGUCAAGACAUUUCCGACCCAAUUUUCCUAUGAAUGUGAAGACAAGAAAUGUCUGUAUUCCACUGAUACAAAUAAUAUGUUAUACUAUGAUCCCGUCGAUUGUAUCAACAAAUGUCGAGCCUCUGAUCAAAAGAAAAAAGGCAGUAACCUCUCGGAUAUUGCAACGAUGACAGUAGCGUCCUCAUUAAAUGGCACGUGUAUUGAUUGUGCGCUUCAAAUUACAUCCACGUAUGAUUUUCCCCAAUUGUUUACGACAUUUGACCUCACCCCAGCGUCAGUGAGAGCUUCAAAGUGUAGUUUUACGUGUGAAAUUACGUUGGAUACACCAACACUUUGGGUACUGGAAGGAAAAAUGUCUGACUGUACCGUCGGUACUUUGGAUAUGGUAGUGGAUUGUACAAGAGACGGUAAUGUGACUAUUAUGUCCCUUGAUGCUGAUGCAUUGGACGUUCUUAUGACAGAACGUCACAGUUAUGAGUUUCUAGUGGAUCACGUGACAACGAGACUUGGACCAGGAACAUUUGCAGAGGAUUCAAUAUUGUCAAUCAAGUUUGAUGGUACAGGUUGUCUUGCAUCGACGAGGGGGAAUACAGGAGCUAGUAGACAACAGGCUUUUGAAUUGGACUUGACGUCCAAGGCAUAUAACCUCACUGGCACGUUUACACAUACGACAAUGACAGCAGAUAAUCCUAUUAUUAUGACCUCGACUUUUGUGACGCUUAGUGUCACGAGUGGUGCGGUCUUAAGUGCUGGUGCUUUUUUCUUGCUGCGUGUUGCAAGUGACAAGGAGAAGGAGUUUGGAGAGUUGAUUGAAAAUGUGUCGACAGCUUCCAUGUUGCUACCCGACAUGGACAGUUCUGAGCGUGUUAAUUUGGAACUAUUUGUGGGAGCUUCUAACAUUUCAUUUACGAUCCCAGACUCGUUCACUGGUAGUAUUCAGAACGGCGAUAGGGUGAACAUUACGUUUGGAAAGUUUCGAAACCCGGCCAAUGACUCUGUCGCUAUUGACAAACUGUAUCUUUCGGCGUACCAAGGUCUUGCGUCUGCUGUUGACAAAUCGCCUAUUAAAUUUUACAGACUGGAUGAUGCACGUCGGUCGCUUAAAGCUGCACCGCUGGACAUAAUUACCGUGGCGGUUUACGGCGCAUGUUUUUUGUUCUCACUGGUGAUCAUUCGCUGGCACGGCUUGCCAUUAACAGUGAAUACACUGUGGACGGAUUUAGUGGCUAUCACAGCACUGUUUUCGUUUGCAGCGGGGACCGGUGGGUAUCUUGUGUGGGUCAUUCAACCGUCCAAGGCUUAUGUUCAUUGGUAUACAGCGCAGUAUUUCUUUAACACUGCAAUGAUACUGUCACUAUGUUUCCACUGGGCGACUGUGCUGUCGUUUAAGUGUUUCAAGAAACUGAGCUUCACAUCCCCUGUCGUGUUGGCGUACGUUUUGAUCAAUGCCUGCGUGCUGGCCUUCAUUGUCGUGGUAUCAGUAAUGACUGAAGAAAAAAUGGAGUGUGUGUACGACGUGAAGUCCACGUCAUGUUCGUCUGCAGAGGAGUGUGCACUGUCGAUAGCUGCUGAGGGCAUGAUUGUUCGGUCUGCCAUCGAAGAAUGUGAUAUGGAGGGAUUCUACUUGGCCUUUGGCACGGGUCUCAUCGUGUACACACUUAUGUUGAUGAUACUUGGUUGCAUGGUCAUGAGCCGUGGACGAACGCUAAUGCUAAACGAGGAUCCGUCUGACGCGAGAAUCCGCAAGUCUCUUACGAUCUUUUACGCUAUUAUCGCUACGACAUGUGUUCUCUACGUAUCAGCGCAGGUUAUCUAUAUCGCACAGUAUGUCUCGCACGAAGGUGAAGAUAACCAGCUGUCAGACGUGGUAUGGUAUAUUUUCAUUGUGUGGUUGCCACACAGCCUUCCACCGCUAUUACUUCUGUUUUUGCAGUGGAACCCAAGCACAGAGAACUUCCGGCAGGACGAAGCACCGUCGGUUGAUCAGUCGUCAAAGGAGGAUGUAUUUAAUUACACCCCACGUUCGUCUGGAUCGUCAAGUCAUAUGCCGUACUCGAAAUUGUUGCGCGAUCGUUUAAGCAUGGGAGAAUCGAUACUUAACAGCGAUGAGCCUGGCAGUCGGUUGCGAAUCAUCGUGCGGCUUAAGCUACCCCCAACAUUUGACCGUGCGUGUUUUGUGUCGCUUGAUUUUUACUCGUCAAAGGAGACGAUUACAUCCAGCAACACGCUCAAUAACAUUUCCAACGCUGCUGCAUGGAAGUGUGUGGGCACAACGGAGCCAGUUGGUGUGGCGGGUGAAACGGAAUCAGUGUUGAAGACAGGCUCAACACACACUAUUUUUCCUUUUGUUGCCGUGCUAGAGGUGCCUGUAAUUGGCCCUGCUUCCAAGACAUUGCUACGUUUUAUGGUGCAUGCUAGUACACUUGGGAAACGGGAUACGUUUUCACCUUGUUUGGAUCGUUCAAGUUUAAGUACACGGAGUCAAGAGACGGCUUCGAAUCCACAGCUGUCGUUUCAGAUGACGAUGUUCCAUCCCGUGCUGGAGUUUGUUACUUCGUCUCAGGCCGUGCUAGACGCAGCAGCGAGUGGUCACUCGCUGAAUAUUCACCCAUCGGACGAAAACACGUGUGCUAUUUUGGAGGAGUUUCCUUCAUUGCAGAGUGAGAUCAACACUAUGUUGAAGGGGAACACCAAGAACGCGGAGCUGAGUGUGCAGACAGUCAUGAUGCCUGGCGACAUUUCCAACCGUGAUGAUGCUGCAUCUCACAAGAACAUCGGUAAUAUCAUCCGAUUCUUCCAGUAUGACACGGAAGAUGGCGGUGGUGGUCUUGUUGUAGAGGACCUGCAGGAAAGCGUUUACGCGAAUGCGAUUCCGCGCCAGUUGAUCGAGCUGAUUGCGGCUGAGCGUCAGGAGCAGGCUGAUCGUGCACGUGAAGACUUGCAUAGCUUCCUCAAUCAGAAGAAGGGAAAGCAGAAUAUGGGUUUCUAUGGUACAUUGAUCGGCCAGAUUCAGGACGAUACUGAUUCUUCGCUUGCUCGCGAGUGGCUUGAGGAGCGUGUACGACGACGCAAAGAAUAUGUGACAAUGCUGCGCAGAAAUAUUCAGUACUUGGUAAAUCGUGACAAGCACAAAAACUAUUUCAAGGCCAGUGUAGAGAAAAAGUCAUCUGAGCUUCGGUUUGUGCCUAUUAACAUGCACAUCCAAGAUCUACUGAUUGGGCCUACAAAUGCGUUUAUCAACGAUGAAAGGAGGAGGUCCUCGAAGGAGGUUUCUGCAUACGACUUCACAACUGUCGGUGCUCCCGCAGCACAUGUCUACAAGUUUAACAAGGGUGGCAUUCUCUCAUACCAGAAUAGACGCAAGAAAAUGGAGGCCAAAAUUGCGGAUGCUGACCUGGAUCUAUCCAAGUGGCCCGAGGAAGUGCGUGAGUACGAUGAUCUGAAAUGGGACCUGCAGCUGCGAAUGGACUGUGCGUUUGCUCAAGCUUUGGCAGCGCUCACCUGUAGUUUCGUGCGAAAGGUGGAAGUUGCAAUUCAAAAUCCAGAUGUUGUCCGAGGCGAAGACAUUCUGCGCCAGUUUUCCAGCCUUGGCUUUCUCUUCCAGGUUGAGUCGCUGCUGUCUACGCAUGGCAAGGAAAUAGGCAUGUUAGAAGACAUGGCAGGUUCUGUAGAGCACUUGAGCUGUGUGGCGUUUGUACUUCAAGAUGUCCGCGACAAGCCUAUGAACCGUUUCUCGUUCCGCAUGUCCCGGCGCAAGGAUGUUGCUGACGAGGCCGGUGUUGUGAAGGUAACGGUCUCGAACAAGACGGGGACGAAGCGAUCUCAUGUAAAGUACAUUGUGACGGUUCAGGUUGCCACUAGUGAAGUGGAACUUCCCGAGCGCCUCGCUGCUGGUGGUGAGAUCCAGGUGACGCCUGUGCUGUUUUCACAGGGCAUCAAUGAAAUGCAAACGAUUGCUAACAACACGGAACGAGCGAAAACGGAAUUGCAGGACAUUAUCAACUUCCGCAGUCUCAAGCCUCUUAAGACUUUCUGCGAGAAGUAUCGUCGUCUUGUAGUAGCCAUGCCUCUUAACGGCUUGACUGGCUUGUCUGCAGGUCGAAGCCGCGCCGGAUCUCGCCGGUACAAGGCGAUGUCUCUCGACUCAACAGUUACGUCACCUUUGCAUCUCACACAGGAUGAGGUAACGCAGGAACUGCGUGCACUCGAGACAUGCAUCAACGAAGCGGCACAGAGCCUGGUAAAGACGAAGCGUACGGAGAUUUUGAAGCGUUCAUCGGACUUGUGUCGAGAACUUGGCGGUGGACGUGUCACAGUCUGCAAGAGUGCCAAAGAUCGUACAGCCAUGUCGGUGACGUUAGAGCAGGUGCGUAUCUUGCAACGCCAUCAUGACUUGCCAGCCCAUCGGGUUCCAGCUACUGUUUCCGUUAUGCGAAGUCACGGUGUGCGUAUCGAGAAUGCACUCAAGAAUACGGGCAAGCGUCAGUUUGCUUUCAACAAACUGCAGCGUUCCCUAUUGCCAGAAGAUUAUCGCUGUCCUGAUCAAGUGGGUGGUACGGGUAACGUCAGUUGA
This is a messenger RNA of Peronospora farinosa, 4596 nucleotides long. Lineage: Eukaryota; Oomycota; Peronosporomycetes; Peronosporales; Peronosporaceae. The record is from the annotation of a GenBank genome assembly.